UCAAUUCAAUGAUUUGCAAAGUUUGAAAUGCCACCCCGUAUCAGUCCCCUUAAGGAUGCAAUUCAGCACGUUGUUUCAAAGACAGACAAAACAUGCAGACUAGAGGUGAAAUACAUCAAUGCAGUGAAAGGACGUGGUGUAUUUGCAAAGGGUUCAAUUUGCAAAGGAGAUUUUGUUGUUGAAUAUAGAGGAGAUAUGAUAAAUGAUGCAGAAUCCCAGAGAAGAAGAAAACUUUACCACCCGUCAUGUGCUGCAUUUAUGUUUGCGUUUAAGUGGAGAGGGAAAACAUGGUGUAUUGAUGCCGCUAGAGAAGAUGGAUCAUUUGGACGGCUAGUUAAUGACGAACACCAACAUCCAAACUGUAGGAUGAAAAAAAUUGACGUGAAUGGAAAACCCCACCUUUGUUUGUUUGCCUUGAAUGACAUCAAAGAAGGAGAAGAAGUAACUUAUGACUAUGGAGGUGAAGAUUGCCCGUGGAGAACAAAGGUGGGUGAAGAAACAGCUAAUGAUGCAAAUGUAGAGAACUCCAACCAUCCCUUCCAUUUAAAGACUGGGGAUGAACAUAAUGUGAAAACUCAGCAGAUAAGCAGCAUACAAGCUGAUACUAUGGCGGCAUGCAACUUCGGACGGACCCUCCUCUCAAAGUCUCAGAUGGAUGAUGCUACUGGUCCAACCAACACUACUCAACAGAUAAGCAGCGUUACAGAUAAUGCUAUGGUAGCGCACGACUCCCGUCCUUCCCGCCUUUCAAAGUCUCAGAUGGAUGAUGCUACUGGUCCAACCAACACUACUCAACAGAUAAGCAGCGUUACAGAUAAUGCUAUGGUAGCGCACGACUCCCGUCCUUCCCUCCUGUCAAAGACUCAAAUGGAUGAUGCUACUGGUCCAACUAACACUACUCAACAGACAAGCAGCGUUACAGAUAAUGCUAUGGUAGCGCACGACUCCCGUCCUUCCCGCCUUUCAAAGUCUCAGAUGGAUGAUGCUACUGGUCCAACCAACACUACUCAACAGACAAGCAGCGUUACAGAUAAUGCUAUGGUAGCGCACGACUCCCGUCCUUCCCGCCUUUCAAAGUCUCAGAUGGAUGAUGCUACUGGUCCAACCAACACUACUCAACAGACAUGCUGCAUUAAAGUUAAUACUAUGGCGGCGUGCAACUCCCAUCCUUGUCUCCUGUCAGAGAUGGAUGAUGCUACUGGUCCAGCCAACACUCCUCAACAGAUUGUGACAUGUUUUGAAAACAAAAAUGAAGUUUUUGUACCAAGACUGAGACGGACCAAGAGUGUCAUAGUAAGUUUUCAAUUAAGUGGCAAAACGAAGAUCUGA
Messenger RNA from Pygocentrus nattereri (red-bellied piranha), 1329 nucleotides. RefSeq lists its product as uncharacterized. The transcript is spliced from 12 exons. Lineage: Eukaryota; Metazoa; Chordata; Actinopteri; Characiformes; Serrasalmidae. The record is from RefSeq and is a predicted model, not a curated record. Gene Ontology annotation, molecular function: protein binding. The coding region runs from base 28 to 1329 and encodes 433 amino acids.